Ramularia collo-cygni is the source of this 2940-nucleotide messenger RNA. RefSeq lists its product as uncharacterized. Gene Ontology annotation, biological process: protein import into nucleus; mRNA export from nucleus; positive regulation of DNA-templated transcription. The record is from RefSeq and is a predicted model, not a curated record. The coding region runs from base 1 to 2940 and encodes 979 amino acids. Gene Ontology annotation, molecular function: structural constituent of nuclear pore. Lineage: Eukaryota; Fungi; Ascomycota; Dothideomycetes; Mycosphaerellales; Mycosphaerellaceae. Gene Ontology annotation, cellular component: nuclear pore outer ring. The transcript has 2 exons.
AUGCCGUCGACGCCCAACGCUCGCUCGAUCCGCAGCAAUGCGCCGUCGACGACGCCAGCCGGCGCACCUCCGACGUGGCUAACAGACCACACCACGACACCGGACGGCGCACCUCCGACGCGAUCGCAGUUUAAUUCCUCCUUCAAUCCCCACCACGACACGUUCCGGCGCAGCAAAGGACCCAGCACUUUCCAACACAACAAACACGCCAGCUUCAGUGUGCCGGAUGACGAUGAUGAUGAUGAAGAUGAAGAGGGGUACGACGACGACGAGGAGGAUGAUGCAGCGUAUGAAGAGGAUGAAAGUGAGGUGGAAAUGCCGUUUAUGAACUCGCUGCYUGCCCCGGGGAGUAACCAUCCGCGCGGACUGAAGCGCAGUCAUGAUGGACGAGUGCGAGAAACAACGGCCAUGGCGGGCAUUGCCCGAAGACUGACGAAUAAUGCUCCCCCGGCGGAGUUGCACGAAGUGGACCAGACCAUCCUCCAAAGCCAGAGCAUUGUCGCCGAGUUGGACGCCAAAGUCCGGCGAUCACCCCGAGACGCGGAUGAAAUUCUCCUCGAAACGGCCGCUCAACUCACCAAACUGUGGGCCAGCAAGGCCGAUGCAUCCACACGACCAGGCGCCCUAGGUCCUCAAUCGACAGAUGCCUUCACCAUUGCCAACUACAUGGCAACUCUCUUGCUCCAACUCCACCACCCGCACACGGCCAAUCCCCAGGCUACGACACGUACCACACGACCCUCUGCWCGACCCAACCACGGCACGACUGUCCCCAAGGGACUACUGGACUGGCUCAACAAGUAUCAUCUCCCCUUCCCCGACGACUUUGGAGCCAUUCACGUUUAUCAUCCCGCACCUGCUGCUCACGAGUCUUUCUGGGAUGUCAUCUACGCGUCGGCGUUGAGAGGUAGGCUCGAUCGAGUCGUGUCUCUACUGAGAGACGCAGGAUGGGAGCACGCAGUCACGGCACUGGAUGAUGGAUCGCACGACCCGGGUUAUACGGGCCAUCAACUCGCCAAUACAGAGGAGGUGAUUGGGAUGUGCAUUAGGACAAUUGAAGGCUGCCCCGCCCACCAACACAACGACUGGGAUGUCAAGGGUGUAGAGUGGAACAUCUUCCGCCAGCGAACACGUGCAGCUCUGGACGAUCUGGAAGCGUUCGCAGAAGGCGACAAUUUGGAUGCUUCCCUCGGAAAUGCCUUUGAGCGGAGCGCACGAGGAAGUCAUUUGAGUCUGUCUACUGCAAGUCGACGGGCUGAGAGCAGGGUUCCUUGGAGCAUCUUUGAGAACCUCAAGCUGCUGUACGGACUAUUGCUGGGAUCGACCGAUGAAAUCCUGAUGACGGCACAAGAUUGGUUGGAAGCAUCUCUCUAUUUGACUGUCUGGUGGGACGGCUUGGGCAGCGAAGACCGUGGCGCUAGUCUCGGUCGGAGCGGAAUGCGCAAGAGUACCGUUCAAAAGACACGCGAAGUCGACAUUGCACCUCUUGCCGCCUAUCGAAGAAGACUUGGAGACGCCUUGAUGACUGUGACCGACAACCCGCAAGACAGCGUCUUUUCCGUCGAUACCUUGGACCCUGUGCAAGUCGGGAUCGCCUGUAUCUUGGAAGACAGCGUUGGAAAUGCAGUGAGGAUGCUGCGCAAGUACAGCAUGCCAAUCGCCAUCUCCGUCGUUGAAAUCGCUGCCCUUGGUGAUUGGUUACCUCUGACAAGACCUCGUGGUGGUCGCGGUGACUUGUUGGACCAAGGGUUCUCUAGAGAAGAUCUCCUUGUGCUCUCGCAUGGUCCCGUGGACACGAAUCCAGAUGACAUUGAUCGGGACGGCUUUCUCUGCGAGUAUGCCGAUUUGCUUGCAAGCAGACAGCAGAUUGGCGAACACGAAGGCUGGGAGCUAGCAGUAGCAGUCCUGAAUCGCCUUGAUGAGUCCUCUUCUGCAAGUCCCAAGAUCGCCGGCCUUCUGGAUCGAAUCCCUUUGGAGAGUUCUGACCGCGUUGACAAAGUACUUUCUGUCUGCGAGGAUCUCGAACAAGUCGAUCAACUCCGUGACAUUGCCGAACGAUACGCAGACUCUCUUGCCGAGGAUACGGCUACGUACGGAGACGCCCUCAUCUACUACGCCCGCGCACGCUCCGUUCAGAAACUAAAGGCCAACCUCAACCACCUCACAGGAUUGUGCUUGCUGCAUUCCACGUCCACCCCUCCCAUGGGUGGCACCGAUCACCAGCUGGAAGCUCUCAUCAACAAAGAUCGCGCAGCGUUGAGAAAUCUCGCCGAUGUUGACAUGGAGGCUGCCACUCUUCUCUCCUCACAACUUAGUGGCUACGCUACGCUGAGGCAAUUUUUUGACCUMCGAGAUGGAUCGAAUACAUCAUCUCUCGCGCGAAGGCGGGCGGCGGCUACAGCUUUGUUCGCAGUCAUCACCUCGGCUGCAGACUGCAUUCCUGGUGGACUCUUCGAUCCGGAAGCUGAGACCGCCAUCCCUGCCGAGGGACUGCUGAACUUGUUUGGAGAGUGUCUGCCUUUGCUAGGAWGUGGCGAGAGGAUCUUCACCGAGCAACAGACUUUCGCAUUGCUGGGAUUGCUUGAAGAUUGGGAAGCUUGUCCGGGACGCAUCCACGACGAAGCCGGUGGCCUGCUCAGCGCGAGCCUCGGUGCAUAUCGGGAGGAAGCGACUCUGGCAACGGGGCCACUUACGAGGCAAAAGAAGAAGGAGAUUGGUGGAGAUCUGGGGAGGAGUGUGGGCAGCAGUUGGGAUGUGCUGAGCGCGGAGCUAGCCGAACAGGUCGUGGCGAAGGGCGAGGUGCACAGAGGGUGGGAUUGGAGGAGGGGAGUUGUGGGUUUGAAUGAGAGAGAUAGUGGGGAGAAAUUGGUGGUGGGUUUGGUCAGGGAGGGACUGGUCAGAGAAGUUGCAAGGGGAUGGAGUGGGGGGCUGGGCUGGUAG